Xenia sp. Carnegie-2017 is the source of this 1464-nucleotide messenger RNA. Its product is annotated as 28S ribosomal protein S7, mitochondrial-like. The record is from RefSeq and is a predicted model, not a curated record. Gene Ontology annotation, molecular function: mRNA binding; structural constituent of ribosome; rRNA binding. Gene Ontology annotation, cellular component: ribosome; small ribosomal subunit. NCBI's taxonomy places the organism in Eukaryota, Metazoa, Cnidaria, Anthozoa, Malacalcyonacea, Xeniidae. Gene Ontology annotation, biological process: translation; ribosomal small subunit assembly.
UGUUGUGAAGUAUUUCAUUUUUCCAUUUGCCAAAGUGAUUCAAUGCUUCAGGGUUACAGGGCUCAUGUGGGCAGCCCUUCGAAGUAGUUUGCUACCUCGUUUACGUUCAUUGACUCUAAUGAGUAUAAUACUAUAACCAUUGAGUUCUGUAAGACCUCAAUUAGGUCUUAUAUAAGGUCUUAUAUAAGGUCUUACAUAAGGUCUUAUACAAUCAGGUCUUAUAUAAGGUCUUAUAUAACUCAAUGACUAUAACUUUUUACCAGGCUCCUAUCUUUCUCCUCUACGCGGUAUUCAAGAUGGCCAACUUUUCCUACUCUUCAUUUGUCCGUCGAUCUUUUCUGCUGAAAGAAAAGACACUGCUCCUUAGUUAUGCUCGUCAUUUCAGUUGUACGGUAAAACGCAGAAAUCCUGAUAAUGAUUCAAAACCGGCAAGCUCACAUAGAGUACCAUCCUCAAUAUUUCAUGAUGAACUUGUGAGCAAGUUUGUCAACACAAUGAUGUAUGAUGGCAAAAAGUCAAUUUCACAAAGAAUAAUGCUCAAGACAUUUGAAUGCAUCAAGAAAAAACAACUUGUUUUAAAAUCAUCAACUAAGACAGAGGAGAUUCAAACUGAUCCUGUGGCCAUAUUUCAUGCAGCAAUGUCAAAUGCAAAGCCUGUUGUUGGUGUGCAAUCCAUCAAGAAAGCAGGAAAAACUUAUCAGGUUCCUACGCCAUUGACACCCAGCCGACAAAGAUUUCUAGCAAUGAAAUGGCUCAUUGCUGCAGCGCGAGACAAACCAGCUUCUAGAAAUGCUAAAAUGUACGAGAAACUUUGUCAGGAGCUACUGAAUGCGUACAAUAACGAGGGAACUGUGGUGCAGAAAAAACGAGAUCUUCACAAACUAGCUGAGAACAACCGAGCUUUCGCAAACUUCCGAUGGUGGUAGGGACAAAGUUUUAGAAAUAGCAUAGUGGAAGAAAAAUCUGUGUAUUUUGUGAACCGUGGCCACUGGCCACCAACCGCCCGCCCAUUGGGGAGCGAAGAAAAACAUUGACUGUCUAGGGUUUGCUUCUUUGGAUUUUUGCCUUGACUGCUUUUGUGGCACAAUGUAAAGUAAAAAAUAUUUAAUUCGACUUUGUGGAAUAGAAAUAUGCAGACAUCGGUAUUAUUUCACUUCGGAAACUGACCUGACCUCGGUCUGAAUGAUUCUGUUCCUGGCUCAGCCUCAUCCAAGAAUUCCUAAAGGUCAAGCACUGGUCGAAUUAAAUUUGCAUAAUCAUUUGUUGUCCACAAAAAUAAUGUCAGUCCUUACUAAUCAAGCGACCGAUUUGCUAUGCGUCUAUUGGAAAAGUGGAAUUAGGAGGAGAAAUUUUUUUCAAGUAGAGUUUUCAAUUCGAGACUUCAUCAUAUUAUGUGGUUAUAAUAAUUGAAAUUUUUACAUUCAAUCACAGAUAAUUGUGAAUAAAAUACGAUUUUCACAACAA